AUGAGAUCAUUAAAGACAACAGCAAUCAAACUUUCGUACAUUUCUUCUAAGAGAUCAUAUUGUCAUCAAUUCAUCAAUCCAAACUUUGAUCCCAAAGCAACUAAGUCUGGUGGCGGUAAUAAUACCAAUGAUCUCUUGACUAAUCUGGGCUACAUCUAUCAAUUACCAACAGCAGGAUUAUUGCACUACCUACCAUUGGGCUUAAGAACUGUGAAAAAAAUUGGAGACAUCAUCAGGAAAAACUUAAACAAUAGUAUUGAUGCAAACGAGUUCCCCGUAAAUGAGGUUUCCUUAUCCUCAAUUUCACCAACAUCGUUAUGGGUCAAAACAGGAAGAUAUCCCAAUGAUGAAGUUUUUACACUAAACAAAAACGGUGACAAAAAUGCCAAAUUUUUAUUGGUCCCCACUUGCGAAGAAGAGAUAACAGCCAUGAUGAAACCAUACCUUAAAUCAUAUAAAAAUUUACCACAAAUAGUAUAUCAAAUUUCGAGAAAAUACAGGUACGAAAAAAGACCAAGAGGAGGUAUUUUAAGGGGUAGAGAGUUUCUUAUGAAAGACGCUUAUUCAUUUCACGUUAACGAAAGGGAUGCUUUGAAAUGUUUUGAUAUGAUGAAAAGUAAAUAUGAUUUAAUUUUUCAGGCAUUUAAAAUCCCCUAUGUUAGCGCAUGGGCUGAUUCUGGUGAAAUUGGUGGGGAUAGAAGCAUGGAAUACCAUUAUCUUCACGAAAUUGGAGAAGAUAAGUUAAUGAUUUGUGAUGAGUGUGGCAUUGCUUCAAAUAUUGAAAAAUGUCAGAGCACGCCUGUUGGUAAGGGACAAUUCAAGGAUCCCGUGGAGGUUACUUGGUGUUUAAAUAAGGAAGGCGAUACGCUAAUAGGGAUAUACUACCCUGGUACUCAUGAAUUAGAUCCACGUAGAGUUGUUGAAGCUUAUGGUGGUGAAGAUUUGGAUUUAGAUACCAUUAAUAUGCCUAAUGAGAAAGUUUUGUUGAAAUAUCAAAGAGAAAAUGAAGAUAUAAUGUUAGCCUCUAUGGUUAGGUUAAUGGAUUGUAGAUUACACCCUAGAAGUAAUUUGCCCGAUUUCCCACUAUCUAAAUACUCUAAAUUUCAAUUUGUUACGAUUGACGAAGUUGAUUUAUGUUUUAGCAAGGUGGGUGAUAUAUGUGAGCACUGUGGUACAGGACAUUUAAGAAUGGAAAAGUCUAUUGAAGUUGGGCAUAUAUUUUAUUUAGGCGACAAAUACUCAAAACCACUAGACUUGAAGUAUGUUUCUAAAGAUAAUGCACAGGAAGUGGUUAAAAUGGGCUGUUAUGGUAUUGGAUUGAGUAGAGUGCUUGGAUCAAUUGCAGAAUUAACUAAAGAUGAUAUUGGUUUGAGAUGGCCGAGUACGAUUGCUCCAUAUACUGUUUCCUUUGUAACACCGCCUAAUAUUCACGAUGAUACUAGUUUAUUAAGAGAGAUUGAACAUUUAAAAAAUAAUAAUAGUACUAACACCAGUGAUGAUUGGUUAUUUGAUUUAAGAAAAGAUAUUAGUUUAGGUAAGAAAAUUAAUACUAGCCAUGCUGCCGGUAUUCCAAUCUGUUGUAUUAUUGGUAGGAAAUCAUGGCCAUAUAUUGAAUUAGAAAUACGUGGUAAAAGAUAUAGUAACACCUGGGAAAAAGCUUAUGAGAUGGAAGGUAAUGGCUCAAAAUUCGAUUGGGUAUCGAAAGGGGAAAAGGCCUCUACUAAUUCAAAAAAUCGUACAUUUGAAAAACAUCUAGUUCAUAAAGAUGAUUUGAAUUCUGUUCUAGCUAUACUACUGAAAGACUUGUAA
Molecule: messenger RNA, 1809 nt
Organism: Saccharomycodes ludwigii
Lineage: Eukaryota; Fungi; Ascomycota; Saccharomycetes; Saccharomycodales; Saccharomycodaceae
Gene: AIM10
Product: putative proline--tRNA ligase AIM10
Exons: 1
Coding region: 1-1809 (602 amino acids)
Biological process (GO): prolyl-tRNA aminoacylation
Cellular component (GO): mitochondrion; cytoplasm
Molecular function (GO): proline-tRNA ligase activity; ATP binding
Source: RefSeq, a predicted model, not a curated record